ACUGGGCAUUCUUCGACAAGGAAAGACAGACGCGACUCAUAAAGGCAACAUUCACCCGACACACAGCCCAGGUCGUCCUACAAUAUUCACCGACUUGUAUGGAAGGGGGAGGUUGAGGCGGAUCUCGAUCGUGAUAUGAGCGAUGGGCCCACAGACGUAAGCGAGGUAGGCAGAGAAGUUAUUGUAUAGCAAGUGUAUGUAUGAAGGAGAUGGAGCUUGUGUGGGCGAAUGCGCAAAAUAAAAAAAAAGAAGAAGAUGAAAGCAAGGGAAAGAAGAAUAAAGUAGCAAUAACAAGCAAAAGGAACGAAGAGAAGUCAAAGGAGGAGGAGGAGGAGGAGGAGGAGGGAGGGGACCGGGGCGAGGAUGACCAGAAAGGGAAAUCGGAGGGCAGCGGGGGGUGGGAAGCGAAGGAUAUAUCAAGGAAAGCCUCCCAAACCUUUUUUCUUCCCCCCCCUCCAGAAUAAUUUUUUUCCCUCCUUCUCCCUUUCUCCUGUCCGUGCAGGGCCU
Messenger RNA from Penicilliopsis zonata CBS 506.65, 507 nucleotides. RefSeq lists its product as hypothetical. NCBI's taxonomy places the organism in Eukaryota, Fungi, Ascomycota, Eurotiomycetes, Eurotiales, Aspergillaceae. Bases 201 to 464 code for a protein of 87 amino acids. The transcript has 2 exons. The record is from RefSeq and is a predicted model, not a curated record.